AUGUUCAACAAUCUGGGUUCGUGGCUGGGCUUUGAAAGUCCGGGUUCUAAGACUGUGGACGGAACAGAGAAGGAGAAUGAAGCUGUUGUUGAAGCCCAGAACGAGGUAAACAAAGUGCAGCCUGAUGGAGAUGACCAGACAGCAGAGACAGAGAGCCCAGAGGAGCUGGACCCGAGCAGGGACCCGAGCAGGGGACUGGGAGAGUUUAUUUUCAGUUUCGCUUCCACCGCCACCAAGAAGCUCUCAGAAUCUGUGGUGGAAACGGCAAACACUAUCAAGAAGAGUGUGGAAGAGGGUAAAAUUAUUGACAAGACCUUUCUCGGAGACUUCCAGAAGGAGCAAGAAAAGUUUGUCUCAGAAAAGAAGGCAAAGCGAUCAGAAGCUGCAGUUCCUCCCUGGGUGGGCUAUAACGAGGAGGAGACCAUCCAGCAGCAGAUUUUGGCUCUCUCAGCUGAUAAAAGGAAUUUCCUGCGUGACCCUCCGGCCGGUGUGCAGUUCCACUUUGACAUGGAUCAGAUGUACCCCCUGGCUGCUGUGAUGUUGGAGGAGGACCAGCUUCUCAACUGCAUGCGCUUUGACCUCGUCCCAAAGCUUGUGAAGGAGGAAGUUUUCUGGAGGAAUUACUUCUACCGAGUGUCUUUGAUAAAGCAGUCUGCUCAGCUCACAGCUCUAGCAGCACAACAGCAGCAGCAGCAACAAGACGGAGAAGAGCGAAAGGCCAGCGUCUCUCCUGAGGACGUCAUUCUAACAGACACCGUCAGACCAAAAACUCCACCUGUUUCAAUCCUGGACGUGAAAAAGCCACAACACGAAGAAGAGGAGAUCUCCACCAGCCCCGGCGUGUCUGAGUUUGUUAGUGACGCUUUUGACUCCGCUGCCAUUAACCAUGAGGAUCUGAGGAAAGGGAUGGAGCAACUUGUGCUGAACAAGAAGGAUGACACGCCCUCACCCGAUGACGACUCUGCGGACUGGGAGAAAGAGCUGCAGCAGGAGCUCCAGGAGUACGAGGUUGUGACUGAGUCUGACAACAGAGACGAGCAGUGGGACCAGGAGAUCGAAGAGAUGCUGCAAGCUGACGAGUAA
Molecule: messenger RNA, 1083 nt
Organism: Knipowitschia caucasica
Lineage: Eukaryota; Metazoa; Chordata; Actinopteri; Gobiiformes; Gobiidae
Source: the annotation of a GenBank genome assembly